Molecule: messenger RNA, 795 nt
Organism: Aspergillus tanneri
Lineage: Eukaryota; Fungi; Ascomycota; Eurotiomycetes; Eurotiales; Aspergillaceae
Product: alpha/beta hydrolase family protein
Exons: 2
Coding region: 1-795 (264 amino acids)
Molecular function (GO): 1-alkyl-2-acetylglycerophosphocholine esterase activity
Source: RefSeq, a predicted model, not a curated record
AUGCACGCUCUUCUUCUCUUGACCCUGACUGUUACCCUCGUCAGAGGCUUCAUCGACCUGCCUGGUCCAUCAGUUCCAUGCAAAGUCCGACUCGCGUCGACCGAACCCGUCGAUAAAUCACGGAUCGACCAUUUCAGUACCGAUCACUCCCAAACGCAGUAUCAUGGCGACUUCCUACAUCCCUUGGCCGCAGCGGCGGAGCAAAUGCUGGGGGAGCUAGGGUUCCCAAACAGAACCUUGGGCUCUUUCAGAACAAAAGUUGCAAACUCGCGUCAUCGUCGAUCACAGAGGAAGAAAUAUCCCGUUGUGAUCUUCUCCCCUGCAUUGCAUGCCUCUCGAAUCGCCUACACGGAAAUCCUCACAGCCGUGGCUAGCCAGGGCUUUGUCGUCGUGUCCAUUGACCAUCCAUAUGAUUCAAUGGUCGUUGAGUUUCCAACCGGCAGGGUCAUCUAUGCCGUUGAUAUUGAAGAUUCGGAGGUCCCUCUCACUUUGGACGUCCGUGUAAAGGAUGUCAUAUUCACCCUUGAUCAGAUGCACUCGAAUUCGGAUUUCAUCCCAUACACAUUCCGCAGAUACCUAAAUCUCAACCGCGUCGCCGCAAUUGGACACUCAUUUGGCGGCGCUACUGCAGCUCAGGUUACGCAAAAUGAUACGCGCUUCGCUGGUGGGCUGAACUUUGACGGCAAUCUUUACGGUCCGGUGGUAAAAACGGGACUGAACAAGCCUUUUAUCAACUUCGGUGCGGAGGCUCCGUCAAUAGGGAUUUCUGCUGGAGCUUCAGCUGGCACGGUCUAA